This is a messenger RNA of Symbiodinium pilosum, 239 nucleotides long. The record is from the annotation of a GenBank genome assembly. NCBI's taxonomy places the organism in Eukaryota, Dinophyceae, Suessiales, Symbiodiniaceae.
GUUCAAGACUUGUUUGGUCGGAAUCUACGUGCGUUCCCAGCCGUUCGGAGGCAGCGACAAGAGCUCCAACGGCCAUCGUUACGACAGCAUUCCCUUUGCGAAUGGCAUGAUUGGUGCUGGCAUGAGCUGCCAGCUCAUCCACUACGUGCACGAGGAGCACGAGGUGUUCUUCGAUGUGGUGAAGAACUUUGACGCGAUCAUCGUGCGAUGCAACCCUGGUCAGAUCAAAGCAGAUGGAG